This is a messenger RNA of Doryrhamphus excisus (bluestripe pipefish), 2266 nucleotides long. RefSeq names its product chloride intracellular channel 4 (gene clic4). The record is from RefSeq and is a predicted model, not a curated record. Lineage: Eukaryota; Metazoa; Chordata; Actinopteri; Syngnathiformes; Syngnathidae.
CGACGUCACUACAUAAAAAAAUCCACUUCUCAGCUUGUCUUUGCUUAAUGAGCAAGACUUGCGCGCCUGUGACAUCAUCGCUUUAAGUUACGGCGACGUUGGGACUAUCUCCUUGUUGGCAUUGUACCUCCAGCGGCCAGUCCGGACUCUUUCAGGGCAGACAAAGCGUAACGUGGACCUCAGUGCGGGGGGAAAAAAGAGGGGUGUUGGUGGAGAAGAGGACCGAGCUGAGUCGGGUGUGGUAGUCCAAGACGAAAAGUAGUAUUUGCUAGCUAAAGUUACAAGAAAGUAGCGGUCGCCAUGUCACUGUCGGUACCGCAGAACGGCGUAAAGGCGGAUAAGGAGCCUGUUAUUGAGCUGUUUGUGAAGGCAGGAAGCGAUGGCGAGAGCAUCGGGAACUGUCCUUUCUCCCAGAGGCUCUUCAUGAUCCUGUGGCUUAAAGGCGUCGUUUUCAACGUUACCACAGUAGACCUCAAGAGGAAGCCCGCGGAUCUGCAGGACCUCGCCCCAGGCACACACCCUCCCUUCGUCACCUUCAAUGGCGAGGUGAAAACAGAUGUCAACAAGAUUGAGGAGUUUCUUGAGGAUGUCCUCUGCCCGCCCAAGUACAUUAAACUUGGUGCGAGACACCCUGAGUCAAACACAGCUGGUAUGGACAUCUUUGCUAAGUUUUCAGCCUUCAUUAAGAACUCAAAACCAGAUGCAAAUGAAGCUCUGGAGAGAGGUUUGCUGAAGACUCUGCAGAAACUGGAUGAGUAUCUCCGCUCACCUUUGCCAGACGAGAUCGAUCAUAACAGCAUUGAGGAUGUCAAGGUUUCCACUCGCAAGUUCUUGGAUGGGGAGGAAAUGACCCUGGCCGACUGCAAUUUGCUUCCCAAGCUGCAUAUCGUCAAAGUGGUGGCAAAGAAGUACAGAGGCUUUGACAUCCCCAAGGAGAUGACCGCUAUCUGGAAGUACCUGAACAAUGCCUACACACGGGAAGAGUUCACCAACACCUGUCCCGGCGACAGGGAGAUCGAGAUCGCAUACGCGGAUGUAGCUAAGAGGCUCGUCAAAUAAGAUAACCUGUCCUGAACUCCCUGACCACUGGUACCGCUACACACCUACUCUGCAGCACAUGGACUUGAAGUGCUUACACAUGAGAAAGACAAAGUGCAUAUUUUUCUUACUUUCCUAACUCAUAUUUGAUUACAUAAACAUGUCCAGUGCAUUCAGCAACAUUUUAUUCAACAUUAAUAGCUUUCAUUUUGGAUUGCUGAUGAAUUGCGAGGCACAGUGAAAGCAGCCAGACCCUUUGUAUCCAAAUCGGUAUUUCUUUCUUUCCCUGAUACGUGUCCUUUCCUGUGUCAGGAGGGACAAGGCCAUGAACUGCUCUUUGAUUGUAAAAUGGUUAUAAAAAUGAAUGCUGAGAAGCAGUUUCUGCUCUUUUGGCUUGUGAAGUGUCUUUUUUUUUUUUUUUAACAAAAACUCAUCCAAAUCUGUGAUCUAACUGAUCUAAAUCUGUAAUUCCAGGUAAAGCUACCUGGUAUUCGAAAAGGGGAAAAGUUAUUGUAGCUCAGAUGUGUAGGUACUGCAGAACCUGAGUUCCCUCACAUGUUCAUCAAAUGUAGCUUACAAAUGGUUGUCCACUGUUGCCUUGUAUGAUUUCACCAUAUUGCCAUAGAAAGAAUAUGUCCACCAAACAGAACACUUUUUAGCUUCUUGAAGCUAAAGUGUCCAGCUGGAGUAGCAAAGAGGCACAUUUAUUCUGGUCUCACUGUGGAAACAUGACUCCUGAUGUAAAAAUAAAAAAUAAAAAAAUGAAUGGAAAGACAAGCUGCAAUUAUGUGCUAAUACAGGUGACACUGAAAAUAUUUAAGACGCAAAUGGGAUCAAGCAGAAUAGUAUGAAAACAAAUCACCAGUUGACUGAUUAUUCUUAGAGUAGUUAAUGUAUGUUCUUGAUUACAGUAGCUCAAAAAGUGCUUUAGCAUUCACAGUUUUUGUUAUCAGACACAAUUGAUAAAAGGAAUUGUAAAUAUGUGUUGAUUGCUCUGAUUUGAUUGUGCAAAUUUUAUACAUUUCAUGGUCACGGUUUGAGGACAUGGGGUCAUUUCUUGGCCGCUCAGUUGAAAAUUUUCCAUGAGCUUUUCUCCUCUUUGCCUUACUUGUCUUUACAGGAUUGUUUCAAUGCAUCCGUUUGCCAUUGUUACCUAAGAUAAUAUUCAAGGUCUGCUGUUAUUUUUAUUGUUUUCAAAAACCAAAUUGAAAUAAACUUCUUACUGGAA